UUCCUUUAUGCAACUUACAUUGCCCCAUCUGCCAGUAUGGACAUUGGACUUCAUCAGAGUAAGAAAAACAUGAUUUAUCAGAAAAUUGACCCAGCUUUUGAGGAUCUUUUUGACCCAGCAGAAGAAUAUAUCCUCACUGUUCUCCUAGAACCAUGGAUGAAGAUGGUGGAAGCAGACAAAUACACUUACGGGAAGGUGGAGUUGGUGGAAGAAACUCGACAGCUGGACUCCGUGUACUUUAGAAAGCUCCAGGCUUUGCAUCAAGAGAGUGGUUCCAAGCAGGAUGAGAGUACUGUUGCUGACACUGGUCUGCCAUCCUGCCCUGAUGCUCUCAAAGAAGAUCAGCACUUGCAUCAAGUUCCCAAAGAAUUGGCAGGUCCUAAUCUAUCUGACCUGAUCCACGACAAAGAGAAGUUAGAACAGUUCUGGGCUUUUCUUAAUGAGCAUUCUGCUGGCAUGGAUCUCAUGUGCUGGCUAGAUAUUGAACAGUUCAGAAAGAUGCUCCACAAGGAUAAAGAAAAAAGGGAGGAAAAGUCUAAGGACAUUAAAAACAAGUACUUAAACAAAAAAUACUUCUUUGGACCCAACAGCCCAGCUACCAGAGAACAACAAGAACAGCUAAUGCAUUCAGGUGGAGGAUGGGGACAAAUCCUACAUGAUCGACUUUCAGCAGCGGUUCUGCUAGAAAUUCAGCAAUGCAUCCAGAAGAGAUUAGAAAAACAAUGGCUGCCAUUGUUCCUGGCAGAUGAGCACCACGGGGCAGAGGGACAAGCAAAGAUAAGGGACAUAAAUGAAGAUCUUCCACGCCAAAACCAGGAGAAGACAACUAGGAUGUGGAAGCAUGCGGACAAUAAGUGGGUUUCUUCAUCUAGUGAAAUAAUUGCAUUCCGCAAAGCGCUGUUGAAUCCAGUGACAGCAAAUCAGUUUCAACGCUUUGUGUCACUGAAAGGAGACCUACUGGAGAAUGGAGUGCUCUUUUGGCAAGAGGUACAGAAGUAUAAGGACUUGUGCCAUUCUCAUUGUGAUGAUGCCACAGUACAGAAAAAGAUCACAGCUAUUACUGACUGCUUUAUUAAUUCCGCUGUACCCCCAGCUUUGCAGAUUGACAUCCCAAUUGAACAAGCAAAGAAGAUUUUGGAGCACAGGAAAGAACUAGGACCUUACAUUUUUAGAGAGGCACAGAUGACUAUUUUUGCUCUUCUGUUUAAAUUUUGGCCAAAAUUUUGUAAGUUUCGAAGCAAUUUGGCUAGUGACAAAAUUCUACUUGCUUUGGAGAGAGAUAAAGAAGAGGGCAGAAAACUCAUCGGUCUGUCAGGCAGUGCUUUGGGAGAUGAGACUGGUGUGGAGAGAGGACCAGCAUCAUUUUCAGAUGGAAAUGGGUGGCAGGCUUCCUGGUCCUAUUCCAAGUACAUAGAAGCCUUGGAGCAGGAGAGAAUACUCCUGAAAAUGCAAGAAGAUCUGGAGAAAACCUCAUCAUCAUUCCUUACAGGUACCUCGUCUAUGUCCUUGCCAAAGCCUGGAAACUCAAAAAAAUCCACCAUUUCUCCAAAGAGUAGUGUGAUUUUGGAGAAACGGUCAAAUCUUCCCAAGAAACAGAAAGUUGCUGAUCUAACACCUAUGUGA
Balearica regulorum gibbericeps (East African grey crowned-crane) is the source of this 1623-nucleotide messenger RNA. The record is from RefSeq and is a predicted model, not a curated record. Lineage: Eukaryota; Metazoa; Chordata; Aves; Gruiformes; Gruidae.